UCUCUUGCAUUCUUGCAAGAUGAAAGGAGAUGACCAUGAAUGAGCCGCUAGACGAUGUUGCAAAUGCUUCUGAUUUCCCCGAUUAUGCAGCUGCUUUUGGAAAUUGCACCAAUGAGAAAAUCUCACUCAAGAGGCACUACCUCCCUGUUAUUUACAGCAUCAUCUUCCUGGUGGGCUUUCCAGGGAACGCGGUAGCAAUUUCCACUUACAUUUUCAAAAUGCGGCCCUGGAAAAGCAGCACCAUCAUCAUGCUGAACCUGGCCUGCACAGACCUGCUGUAUCUAACCAGCCUCCCUUUCCUGAUUCACUACUACGCCAGUGGCGAACACUGGAUCUUUGGGGAUUUCAUGUGCAAGUUUAUCCACUUCGGCUUCCAUUUCAACCUGUACAGCAGCAUCCUCUUCCUCACCUGUUUCAGCAUCUUCCGCUACUUUGUGAUCAUUCAUCCGAUGAGCUGCUUUUCCAUUCACAAAACUCGGUGGGCCGUGGUGGCCUGUGCUGUGGUGUGGGUCAUUUCGCUGGUGGCCGUCAUUCCCAUGAUCUUCCUGAUCACAUCAACCACCAGGGCCAAUAGAUCCGCCUGCCUUGACCUCACCAAUUCGGAUGACCUCACUACUAUCAAGUGGUAUAAUCUAAUUUUGACUGCAACCACUUUCUGCCUCCCCCUGCUGAUCGUGACACUUUGCUAUACGGUGAUUAUCUACACCCUAACCCAAGGACCUCGGACUCACAGCUGCCUUAAGCAGAAAGCUCGCAGGCUAACCAUUCUGCUACUCCUCGUGUUUUAUAUAUGUUUUUUACCCUUCCAUAUCUUGAGGGUCAUUCGGAUUGAAUCUCGCCUGCUUUCCCUCAGCUGCUCCACAGAGACUCAGAUCCACAAAGCUUACAUCGUUUCUAGACCAUUAACUGCCCUGAACACCUUUGGUAACCUGUUGCUGUAUGUGGUGGUCAGCAGCAACUUUCAGCAGGCCAUCUGCUCAAUGGUGAGAUGCAAAGCAAGGAGGGACUCAGAGGAGCCAAAGAACAUCAGUCACUCAAACAACCCUUGAUGUACUUCAUUUAUCAACCAAAGAGAAAAGCCUGCUGAUACGUUACCUUUGACUUCUAAGAAGUCCAGAAUAUCUCCCUCAAUGGAAGUCUUAGUAAAUCUUGUGUAUUCAGGUAAUUGUGUGCCAAAGCCGGGCAGGGCUACUAGGAGCUCUUUGCAACGUGUUUAUUGAGAUCUUCCCUUGGGUAAGAUGUAAGAAUGGGAUCCAUGCAUAUCAGUAAA
Ceratotherium simum simum (southern white rhinoceros) is the source of this 1270-nucleotide messenger RNA. It is a transcript of the gene OXGR1, whose product is annotated as oxoglutarate receptor 1. Gene Ontology annotation, cellular component: plasma membrane. Gene Ontology annotation, molecular function: G protein-coupled receptor activity. NCBI's taxonomy places the organism in Eukaryota, Metazoa, Chordata, Mammalia, Perissodactyla, Rhinocerotidae. The record is from RefSeq and is a predicted model, not a curated record. Gene Ontology annotation, biological process: G protein-coupled receptor signaling pathway.